UUGUCUUCUUUUCUCACUCCGCUGUCGCAGUUCAGUGAAAAAUCUCAGACAAGAAAGACACUUUGAAGGAAUACACAAAAUAGAAAAAAGGAAAAUUCAGUUUUAGUGUUUUUCAUUGUAUAGUAUUUAUUUUAUAUAGUAGAUAAAGGGAUAGAGAAAGAGUGGUACUUUGAGAAUAUUGUGCCCAAUUGAUGUGUUUGUGUGGGAAAAGUGCUGAAAAAUUUGGAUGAAAAAAAAUAGAGGAAUUUUUGUGAUAUUUUGCCAUCAAACUACGCAACGAAUGAAUGCUUGGGGAUUUUAGCCAUUUAAACUCUUUGAUGGCGAUUGAAGAAAAGUCACAGAGUCUGAGACAAGAGGAAAAUUAGAUGGUGAAAGAGUCACUGUUGAGUCACAGAUAGCAAAAAAGAAAAAACUAAUGCACUGAUAGAGAGGCAGUGUGAGAGAGUGAGAGAGGAGCAAAAAGAGGAAGAAAGGGAAAUAAUUAGGAGAAAGAUUCUAAAUGUUCAUAUUGAAUCUACAAGACUCACAAAAGAAUACAGAUAUUCUUCUUUAUAUGUUUUAUCAUCAGCAAGAGAUUUGUGUUGGAUGAUAAGGCAAUGUGGAGUCUGUCAGUUUGCGUGUUGUCAGUAGCUUGGGGCAUGCUAAAAAGUUGAAACGAAUUUUUGGGAUCUCACGUGGAGAUUUAACAGAAAGCGUUCAGAAAAUUUAAUUAAAAAAAAAAACAAGACUGCAAGGAAAAAAAAAGAAAGAAAUAAUUUGAUUCUCGAUAGAGGGAACAAUAUUUUGCUGGGAAAAAAAGAAUAAGAAAAUCUAAAGAGAUUUGUCACUGUCAACGUUUGCUAUAGAAUUAAAAAAAAAAUUAAUACGCAAUUUGCAACACGAGGAAAUUGAUAAAUUUCCCCUUUCAUUGAAAAGUUGUGAUACAGGAAGAUAAACGAAAAAAAAUCGAACGGUGACACAAGUUGAAGGAAUUGUGAGACGCAGUCAACGUCAAAAUGCUCUACGUUUUCCACGUGGAUUCUGGUCGGAUGAUCACAUUCGACAUGGGUGUAGCUCUUGAAAAUGUGCAAUAUCUAAAAGAAAUGAUUGAGACACAUUAUCAUAUACCAGCUGCAAGUCAAGUAUUGCUGGUCAGUGGUGGUGAAAUGCUAUAUCCCCAAAAUCGGAUUUGCAGCUAUUUGGGUGGAACUGAUACAAACCCCAUUUUUAUGUUUAGCACAAAUAUCAUAGAAUCAAAUCCAGCUAAAAAUCCACCACCACCGUGGCCAAGUAUAGAGCCUGACACUGAAUUGAAGGAUCAAGUGGAACGUUGCUUAUCUCUGCCAGCAAAUUACAAUACGGUGGUGAAACGAGCCCAAUUGGCUCAGCACAUUUUUGAAUUGGGCAAAGAAGAGACACGCACGUGCGAAAAACUUGUCCAUGAGCAACAUCUGCAGCAACAGGGCUGGGCAGCUGUUGUGGCCAAUAUGGAAGAUCUCACGGAAGAGUUUAAGAAGCGUUGCAAUGACUUCCAGAAUGUUUUCAAUGAAGUCCUAGAGAAACGUUCGGAAUAUUUGGAAUGUUUGUCACAUUUCAAUGAAGACUUGGACAAACUAUCCAGUAUUCCGAUACUUCCAGCGUUGAUACAGAACGCCGAAAAGCCUUUUCAUGCCUUUGAUGAAUUUUACGAGAAUGACUCAUUUCAGAAGGGAAAUGAAAAAGCCGAAAUAACCUCUGGCACAAGUACAAAAUCACGUGAAGCUACUCCAGAAACUUCAAAAUCAGCAUCAUCGAAUUCGAGGGAGAUUGAGGAGAAAAUUGAGGAUGUGGAUGAUAAAGUGGAUGAGAAGGCAAUGACUCUGUUGCAAUGGAUUUCUGCACAGGAGAAUCAGAUUUCACUGCGAAAGAUGGCGGCUGAGUGUAUAAAGAGUUUAGAGCAAUUUGACGAGAAGGAGAUGAUGAGUUUGAAGGCGGAAGUGAAAAGUGCCAUUGAGGGAGCUCACAAUGAAGAUAUGAAGUUGAUAAAGGGACUGGAAGAUCGACUGAGUGGUUUGGAGAAGUUGAUGUUUGAAGUGAGGAAUAUUGUGAAGGAACAGAGUGAAUUGGCUCAGGCAUUCCAGCAAAAUCAGACACGGGCCAAUAAUCUCGGGGAUACGUCAAUUUUGCCGGAUUUGUGUGUUUCACACAAGAAUCAAUUGAUUGUCAUGAGGAAGAAUCACAAACAAUUGCGAGACAUUAGAUCGAGAAUUUCACGGGCAAAAACGGAACUUGGACACAAUUUACUGCAAAGACUUAAAUUUAUUAUUUACAUAGAGAAUCGAAUGUACGAAAUAGAUAGCAAAUUACUUUUCAUUCACCGCAACUGCCGUAGGCUUCAGAAACAUAUGGGGAUUAUCGAGCAAAUUCAUCAGGCCCCCAGUGUCUACGUUACAGCUGUCACCGAAGUGGUUAGACGCAGAAACUUCUCCAGCGCUUUUUUAUUGUGGGCUUCCGAUUUAGCAUGUCAUCUUUUGACGAUUUACAAUGAAGAAGUAGUGCGUCGUCAGGAAUUCUGGUCAAUGUUCGAGGGUCACUUUCUCUGUACCCUGUUCCCAGGGAUGGAUGACAUGCCGCCGGCGUAUGCUACUGAAGCACCCUCAAUGUUUGAUUCUAGUCUGCCGAAUUUAACAAAGAAUGAUAUCCACGAGCUGUCUGUUCGUUUGCCUGACAUUGGAUCCAAAAUCGAACUUCCAGACUUAAGUGCUGUGAUAGAAUUUUUUUCAUCGAGAUCUGGGAGUAAAAGUAAGGAAAGGGCUGAGGGACAAAGUCGAAGCAUGGCAGUGGGAACUACUGAUUUGCCCAGGAUUCUCGAUAUGCAUUCGCAUCUGAAGGACUAUGAAAGGGGAUUUGAGAGUGAAACGGACACGGAAGAAUUUGAGAAGGUGGGUCAGAGUCCUAUUGAUCGUCGUCGGAUUUCAGCAACGGGGAGCCUUCAGACGUAUGCAACUCUUGCGACGUCCACACAAACUUCCCUGGCUCCAGUUGUGACAUCACUUUCAAAGCCAGAAAUGUGCAGUGCUAGUACAUCGACUCCAGCAAUUGAAACUCAAUCAAUGGAGACUCUGACUGAGGAGAAUUUGGGAGAAACAAGGAGUGAAGUGGAGAAGCUGAGGAACAUCCUCAGGGAAGUCUAUUUGCAGUCUCAUUCAGCCAUUGGUGUGCUGAGAGAUCAAGUAAAAGUUAUUAGGAAUGAAUCUGAAAGUGGUAAAAGUGAUUUGCACAGUCAAUUGAAGACAUUGAGUGAUGCGUGGGAGAUGGUAAAGUUAGAGACGGGAAAUCAUCAGCAGGAACUGAUAAAACGUACAGUUGAUCAUGAAUUGGAGUUGAAUGAUUUGAAAAAGAAUUUAGAUAGUAGCAAUGAAAUGAUUAUGAUGCUGCAGAAUGAGAAGAAGGUUCUGGAGGAGGAACAUGGGCUAACUGUUAAGAAAUUUGAGAGCGUUGUGGAGGAAAUGGAUGGAAAAGUGAAGAAUCUGAUGGAGGCAACUGAGGACUAUCGGAUGAGGGAGGCAAAGGUGAAUGAGGAAAAGGAGAAGGUUAUCAAGGAGAUUACGGAAAAAUUGACAAGAGACCACAAAUCAGAACUGGAAUCUCUUCGUUCGCGCUAUAGAUUGAUGACGAGUAUUGAGAGAUCACCAUCAGAUACGAGUCUGGAGAAGAUUGAACGACCGGAUUUGCUGGAGAUGUCUGGACAUGAGGCUGUGUUUCAACAUACGAGAGAAGAAAUGGCUGAACGGGGUUUACCCAUUAAGCCAUCGGCAGAUAGAUCACGAUGGGAAAGUCGAAGUGGCAUUGGUGGUCAUCAUUUGUUGAGUGGUUCACCAAAAUCUCCCUCGCACAUGCAUGAUAUUUACAAGAGAAUUCUCGAUGAUAAGGAUAAUCAAUUGGAGCUAAUGCGUCAGAGGGAGGAUCAAUUGCUCAAGGAUAAUCAUACAUUGCGGGAAACUAUUCAAAAUAUCACGGAAUCCGACGAUGGAAUGAGUGUUCAUGUUCUCAAGGAGAAAAUGGAUUUCCUGGAGAAGGACAAGACACGCCUGGAGCAGGAACUUGAAAUGGAAAAAUCAAAACGACUGGAAAUGGAGUCUUCCUUUGCCGCGCUGAAAGUAAAUACCCCAGAAAGCACAGCAGUGAGUCCUGAUCAAAUGACGAGAAGCGGAGCUAGGUCAAAGAUGUCCGCGAGUGUCCUGGGCAAAGGAUUAAUCAGUGUAUCGACGUGUUCGAAGGGCGAUUUGGUGUUUGUUGUUUGGAAUUCAGCCCACGAGCAAUAUAUUAUUGUUCAAGAUGCUUCUAUUCUCUACUUCCUCCAUGGAGAAAGUUACAAUACCCUCAAACUUCCUCGUCUUGUCGCCAAUGAGACUCCGACUGUGACCCAUGUGAUAGCUAAAGUGAUUGAGAAGGAGUAUUGUGUGGCAAGGAAGGAUGAAAAUAGGUAUAAAGUUAGUAAGGGUACGAAAUUCUAUCGUGUUAAAGUGGAACCGAGAUCUUCAUCUCCUUUACUCUGGGAAGCUGCAUCACGUGCAGCUCGAAAGCAUGAAUUAUCUCAGUCUGGGUGUCCAUCUGUGAGUCAGUCAACGAGCACAGAGUUGCCCAGUAGCUCUUCCAUUCCCCCAACGUCAUCCGUUCAUCUGAUGGAUUCUUUUGCACAAACCGAAAGCCUCGAUACGUUGAUUGAGGAUGUGGCUACGGCCAAGGAUAUGGUGGAUUCUGGUGUUGAUGCUCAACAGAAGAGUGUCUACAAAGAGCGAAAUAUCAGUGUGACGGAGGAAGAUGAGCCAGUAUCAUUGUCCGAUCAGCGCUACAUCAGUGUCAGUGAAGAGGAUGAAGCUGCUGUGGAGAACGCCAGUGAGAGACCGUCAAGCGGUGGUAGUAUUGGAAUUUUCACGCUAAUCGAAUCGUUUUUGACACCAAUGCAAUUGUAAGAGAUCUUCAUUUUACUGUUUUUUUUUUUAAAUACCUAAUUACUGUCACGGUUUAGUAGUUUUUCAAAUUGCCAGAAUUAAAAAAAAAACACACACAAGAUAAAGGAUUAAAAAAUUAAUUUUAUUUUCUAAAAAGAAAGAGAAAUAAUUAAAUAUAAUUAGUUUGCAAGAGAGUGAAGAAUUAUCAGGAGAUCCUUUUUGAAAAAGACAUUUCUUAAGUGCGACCUAGAAUAACUAUUACCUUUGAACUUUGAACCCAUUAGAAAUGUGUUCUUAAUAAUUAUUUUUAUUUUAAGAUUUACACAGAAAAUUAAAUAGACAUUCAUAAA
Molecule: messenger RNA, 5263 nt
Organism: Phlebotomus papatasi
Lineage: Eukaryota; Metazoa; Arthropoda; Insecta; Diptera; Psychodidae
Gene: Atg17
Product: RB1-inducible coiled-coil protein 1
Exons: 16
Coding region: 996-4934 (1312 amino acids)
Biological process (GO): piecemeal microautophagy of the nucleus; positive regulation of protein phosphorylation; autophagy of mitochondrion
Cellular component (GO): extrinsic component of membrane; phagophore assembly site membrane; Atg1/ULK1 kinase complex
Molecular function (GO): molecular adaptor activity; protein kinase binding
Source: RefSeq, a predicted model, not a curated record